UUGUAGCCGCCUAUCGUUUACCCACCACAGAUUGUCUCAACAAGAAAACAUAAAAUUAAAAAUUAAUUUAAAAGAAAAUGUAAACACGUUGUGAAUUUUAAUGAAAAUAACACUAUAAUUACAACCUGUUGAGUAAAAUAAACGCUACACGCGUAAACAAAAAACCAUAAUUGUUUGUGUACUGGGAUAACAACCAUCAAAUGGAAUUAUACAUACAUAUGUAUAUAAAGAUUUGUUAAUGAAACAUGGAUCUGCCAGUGCCUGAGAGCUGCAUACUCUGUCUGGAGGAGCGUUCCCCGACUCAGCAGCAAUAUAUGGAUGUUUACUCUGCGAAGAGUGCAGAGCUCAAUGUGCUGCAGAUAAUCAACAAACAUUUACCCAUCCAACUAGCGGCGGACAGUGAGGAAAUGCGUAAAAUGUGCUCCAUCUGCUGGAAGACAAUCUCUGCUUUCCACACGCUUUACGAUUUUGUGAGUGCCACGCAAAACUCGUUGCGGGAGACGAAAGUAUUGAUGAUGGAAGAUGAUCCAUUGACGCAGAGCAAUGUCAAUGAGAGCGCUAAGCAGAGUGCAGAUCAAACGGAACUGAAUGGUCGCAACUUUUUCUAUCCGGAGGUAAAGAUCGAGGAACAUGAGCUGGAGCAGUUGCCAAAAAUCGAGGUGCUAGAGAGCAGCACAAGUCUGCAAACUAUCGAUCUCGAUCCAUCGCCAGCACGACGUUUAAGGAAGCGUGUUAAAGCGGAGGCCGAACCAUUAAAUUCCAGCACUGAGUUGGGUGAGAUUAAUAAUGGUGAAGCAAUUGCAGCAACAGCUGAUGAAACUGAGCCGCCUAUUGCGCCUAAGAAACGUCGUGGACGACCACGCAAAACUGAGUUGCCGAAGGAAAUCCCCGAGGCAGAGAUCAAAGUGGACAAACCCGCGGAAUUGGAGCCAGACUUGAAAAUGGAGCAACAAGCCGAUUUCAGUGACGAUGAUCAAGAUUUCACCUGCAAUUUCGAUGAUGAGCUUGCUGCCCACAGUAACGGGAGCAGCGACGAAACGUCCGAGAGUGAUGAUGAUGACUCGGAUUUUGAAAUGGACAGACCAGCCGAAUUAACGUUUGCCGUGAUACCGAAGCGAACGCCUGUGCGUCCCAAAAAGUAUAAGAAGAGAGCGAAGCCCAGCGAGCCAAAGGUGCGUAUGUCACGGGAACUAUUGGAUCAGCGAAAGAAACAGCAGGAGGAGUACGAUGGCAUCAUUGCCAAGUUCUUUAGUGUCCUGCCCUGCUCCAUAUGCAAUCUGGUAGUGCACAACUUUACGGAGAUGCAACGCCAUCAUCGACUCACACAUCAGGUCGAUCCGGGCUAUAUGAUCUGCUGUGGUCGCAAGUUUACGCAACGCAAAGUGCUCGCCGAACAUGUGCUGGUUCACUGGAAUCCCGAGCAUUUUAAGUGCAUCACCUGCGAAAAGGCAUUCCAGAACUCACGGCACCUCGAAUCACACCAACAGGUGCACGUGGCCAAGGUGUCCUUCCAAUGCGAUCUAUGCUCCAAGGUGUUUCUCAGUAAAACGGCAAUCGACUAUCAUAAACUGAACAAACAUGUGCCCAAAUCCGAAUUCAAAUUCACAUGCGCCGAGUGCGGCAAAAAAUUCCUGACUGAGCGUAAGCUGAAGAAUCACAUGAGCUCCAUGCACGAUCCGGAGAGCAUCAUUAUUUGCGACAAGUGCGGCAAACAGAUGCGCACUAAAAUCAUAUUAAAGAAGCAUCAGGAGCUGAUGCACUCGAAUACUCCGCGACCGGAGCCGGAGCUAAAGCAGUGUCAAGUCUGCGGAGCCUGGCUCAAGGGCAUGACGGGACUGAAGCAGCACAUGAAGAGCAUACACGUGGAAAGUGCUGGCGAGCAUCGUUGCCAUGUCUGCAGCAAAAUCUCACCCAAUGCUCGUGCCCUGCGUCGUCAUAUCUAUCACAAUCAUGAAUGCGAGCGUAAAUUUAAGUGUACCAUGUGUGACAAGGCUUUCAAGCGACCUCAGGAGUUAAAGGAACACACAUCAACGCACACGGGAGAAGUGCUGUACACCUGUCCAAACUGUCCAAUGACGUUCUUCUGCAGCGCCAAUAUGUACAAGCAUCGACAGCGUUUGCAUCGUGCCCAAUACGAGGCGGACAAGAAUCAGCCAAAGCCGCCUAACAUAUUGCAACAGGCGGUGGGUGCCACGGCGGCCAUGAAGAUUAAACUCAUGCAGAACUCCAGUGCAGCCAGCAUAGAAUCAGACAUGAAGCAUUUCUAGAUCAUAAUCAGCGAUUAGUCUAUGCCCAUAACUGUAGUUGUAGUCUAUCUAUAGUUUUGUAAAGUUAAACUAAAGAAACAGUAAAGUACAGUCGAUGUCGACCACUUUUCGUAUAUA
This is a messenger RNA of Drosophila albomicans, 2384 nucleotides long. RefSeq names its product zinc finger and SCAN domain-containing protein 12. Gene Ontology annotation, cellular component: nucleus. Gene Ontology annotation, molecular function: zinc ion binding. The record is from RefSeq and is a predicted model, not a curated record. The transcript is spliced from 5 exons. Lineage: Eukaryota; Metazoa; Arthropoda; Insecta; Diptera; Drosophilidae. The coding region runs from base 246 to 2267 and encodes 673 amino acids.